This is a messenger RNA of Paramecium octaurelia, 460 nucleotides long. NCBI's taxonomy places the organism in Eukaryota, Ciliophora, Oligohymenophorea, Peniculida, Parameciidae. The record is from the annotation of a GenBank genome assembly.
AUGAUUACAAUUCUGAAGAAUACUUUAAUAAUCUAUGUUGGUCUUUUGGGUCUGAGCACAAUCGGAUCCCUCUUCAUAUGUUUGGAUCAAGACUAUCAUCAACAGUGUCCAUCACAUGUGAUCACUGUUUUAUCAGAUCUGGCAGUCAUUCCAAUUGUAAAUGAAGCAAGAAUGAUGUUGAUUCCGAUGAUCAAAGAGUUGCCCCCUCAAUGGAUUACUGUAUUGAUUUGGAGUUCAUUAAUGAUGACAACAGCCUUAAUUAUAUCAAUCAUGUAUAUAACAGCGUAAAGAAUUUAAAUUAAUAUGUAGAAAGUUCACUUAUAAUGUCUUAAUGAAUUUAGUGAAAUUUAUUGUGAUAUUGAUGUUGAUAUCACUUGUCUAUGCCUGGUGGAUGAAUGCAUAAGAUAUUCCUUAAAAAUUACAAUAAUAUUUGAAGUACUUACAAUUAUUCUAAUAAUGA